Messenger RNA from Melanotaenia boesemani (Boeseman's rainbowfish), 2604 nucleotides. Its product is annotated as transforming growth factor beta activator LRRC33-like. Gene Ontology annotation, molecular function: protein binding. Lineage: Eukaryota; Metazoa; Chordata; Actinopteri; Atheriniformes; Melanotaeniidae. Bases 22 to 1974 code for a protein of 650 amino acids. Gene Ontology annotation, cellular component: extracellular matrix. The transcript has 2 exons. The record is from RefSeq and is a predicted model, not a curated record.
GGCGGCAGCAGCAGAGGAAUAAUGUUUUCUAAUCUCCUACUACUCUGGUCACUCAGCCAUGACCUUUAUAUAACUGGAGGAACAUUUUUUGCUCCAAAGCAGUUCUGGAACAACCAGAACCUCUCCUCUGUCCCUCUGGACUUGGAUGUAAGGCUCAGAAGACUUGAUCUGUCCAACAACUUCAUCCGACAGUUGCACACACUUGCACUGCCAUACUUGGAGCAGUUGGACCUGAGCAACAACCAGCUGGAUCUCAUCUCUGAUGAAGCUUUUGAAAACCUGGCUCGACUUGAACAUUUGAAUUUGUCCAGAAAUGGGCUAAACAUCAAUGCUGGCAGUAACAGCAAAGCCCUCCAGUCCCUCGGUAGUCUGAGAAGUUUAGACAUAUCAAGAAAUGGUCUGAGUAAUGAUGCAGUGCAGCUGUACCUUAGACGCAAGUCUUCUCUUGAUCAACUAAAGAUGACUGGUAACGCUUUAACAAGACUUUCACAUACCCUGUUCAGAGAGAAUAUACAUUUAAGGACCAUUACUAUUGACGACAAUCUGAUAUCAGAGAUUGCUCCGGGGACGUUUGAACCGCUGAGCCAAUUAGAGACGCUUAACUUGGCAAAAAAUAAUCUUGGACAUAUUUGUGAUUUUAAACUGUAUCAAGUUAAAUAUCUAAAUCUCAGCAGAAAUUCAGUGGAGUUCUUUGUUACACGCGAGAACCAGCACUCAUACAGUCUUGAAAUUCUUGAUUUGAGCUACAACAAACUUCUUUACUUUCCAAUUGUUCCAAAAAAGAAUCAUCUGAAGUAUCUUUAUUUACAGAAUAAUAUGCUUGGUGCCUUAGGUUCAGAGGCUGCGAUGGUAUCCGAGGCAAACUCUCUUUAUAAUGAGAUUGUAAGAGAGAACGUGGCUAUGAAAAAUAACCUACAUGCUAUCUGGAGGCAAAUGCCGCUGUUUUAUAUCGACCUGAGCUAUAACCACUUCACAUCUUUUCCUCUUGAGACUUUGAGUCUACUUUCAUCUUUGGAAUCCCUGCAUUUCAGCCAUAACUGUCUGCAAAGUAUCGACUGGAAUAUAAGAAAUUAUAGUGAUUCAGGGCUGAUUCGUCAGCUUUCUUUUCACUCCUUAAAGCACCUGAACCUGCAAAGUAAUGCUCUUGUAUACAUUUCCCCACACUUUCUCAAGGCACUCACACAAAUAGAAACUUUAAAUCUGCAAGAAAAUUUCAUGCAGCCUUGUGCUUCUGCUGGCAAUUUCAUCAGCUCACUGUCAACACAGCAAACUAUUCUUAGCACAUCCUGUGCUGCAUUUGGGCAGCUGAGGACUCUUAAACACCUUAAUCUCAGAGAAAAUAACAUAAAAAUACUUCAGCUAAACACAUUUCUGAGAACCUCUUUGGUUUCCCUUAACCUUGCAAAAAAUCAGGACAUGGAAAUGCAUGAGGGGGCACUAGAUGGUGUGCAAGCAACUCUUCAGUCCUUGAUAAUCAGUGAGAUAAACAUGAGCAGCUCCCAUCUGUCUUUACCCUGUAUGCCAGCAUUAACACAACUGAACAUAUCAAACAACCGCCUCGACAAGAUGCCUAACACUUUAAACUGCUCUCUUUUGAAAGAAAUUGAUAUAAGAAAUAAUGCUUUUAGGACUUUAAACCAUUCUUUAAUUCAUACUUUAUCCAAAAACCUCACUGUGAUGUUUAUUAGUGGGAAUAAUUUCAACUGCUGUGACAGUAGCUGGCUGAAAACCUUAAAUGAGAUGAAGAUUAAACUGCCUGACAUUAGUAGGACUAAGUGCUUUACGAGUGAUCAAAACGUGAUGAUGACAGAAUAUCUAAAAAGUCCUUCAUCAUACUGUUUGCUUCAUAAAGAGGCACAGGAAGUCAAUUUUGGACAAAUGAUUGUAAUUGUCAUAUUUCUAUCCGUAUUACUUACGGUGCUCAUCAUGUUCAGCAGGAAGCUGUGCAACAUACAAAAAUCUUUUAUGGUUUGAUAUCUAAAGCAUGCAAAAAGGAAACACAGUCUAAACAAUGAGUAAACUAUUCAGAAACAAAAGAGGAUACAAUGGUUCCUGAAGUAAACUCCAGGGAGAUUCCCUUUGAAUGACUCCUUUUUGUUUUUGACAGAAGUGGCUUCGUGGCUUCAAAAAGUAAUUUCCAAUUUAUUAAAUGCAGUCAAGACUUCGUGUACAAUUUAACUUAUAAUUCGGCUUUCACUCUGCUCGAGCUUUCUUUAAUGACUCCACCACACAUCUGUUAGAGGUGCCUCACUUCGCGUGACCUGCACAGUUAAAGUGUUAUGAUUGAAAUUGGCAUUAUUGACUCCCAAGCCGCUUGGUUAUAGAGAGCGCCAAAUAAAUGGUCAGAUAGAGAACUCCUGCCUGUCAACCUUUGUGAAAUGUUUGUUUGCAACUAAACAUUUAACCUUGGUUUGAAUUCUUAUGAUGCCUGCAAAGCUUUACAAAACAUUCCCAGAAUCAGGACUGAAUGCUUAAACAAUGUCAACAGAUAAUGCCUUGCAGGAGUUUCUAUUUACACUCCUUUUUUUUAUAUCUUUGAAUAGAAAUAGCUUGUGAAUUUGAGUUUUUGUAAUAUACAUGGAGAAGUGUUGUUGCACCACUCAU